AAUGAAGUCCCAGAGGUCGUUGUUCCUAAGCCCGAUGUUACGAUUACGCCAGAGAUGCGCAUUGAAGAAUUGGGAUCUGUCGAAGCAAUUGUGGAGAACAUCUUGUUGAUAAAAGCCAAAACAUCUGGAGAAUACAGAGUACUCGAGAGCGGCUCAGUAUUGUGUUUGGAAGACAGAAGUGUUUUCGGAGUAGUUGCUGAAACCCUUGGUCGAGUACAACAACCACUUUACUCGGUCAUGUUUACCAAUCCGACCGAA
Mollisia scopiformis is the source of this 258-nucleotide messenger RNA. RefSeq lists its product as uncharacterized. Gene Ontology annotation, cellular component: sno(s)RNA-containing ribonucleoprotein complex. Gene Ontology annotation, molecular function: RNA binding. Lineage: Eukaryota; Fungi; Ascomycota; Leotiomycetes; Helotiales; Mollisiaceae. The annotation marks the transcript as partial. Gene Ontology annotation, biological process: box H/ACA snoRNP assembly; ribosome biogenesis; pseudouridine synthesis. The transcript has a single exon. The record is from RefSeq and is a predicted model, not a curated record.